AUGAUGCGCGGAGCCGGACAAUCGCCGAUCAUUGUGCUCAGUCAGGGUACGAAGCGUGAGAGUGGCCAUCAGGUUCAAGUGGGCAACAUCAACGCUUGCAAGACCAUCGCCGAUGUGAUCCGCACGAGUUUGGGACCACGCGCCAUGCUGAAAAUGCUCAUGGAUCCAAUGGGAGGAAUCGUCAUGACCAACGAUGGAAACGCCAUUUUGAGAGAGAUCACUGUGAAGCACCCGGCCGCCAAAUCGAUGAUCGAAAUCGCGCGCACCCAGGACGAGGAGACUGGCGACGGCACGACUUCUGUGAUCAUUUUGGCCGGAGAGGUGAUGGCGCACGCACAGACGUAUCUCGAGCAGAAGACCCAUCCAACGCUCAUCAUUCAGGCCUACCGUCAAGCUCUCGAAGACAUGAUCCAGUGGGCGGAGAAGAAGUUCUCCCGUGACGUCGACACUUCUGACGACGCCGAAAUCGCGAAGGUCGUCAAAUCGUGUCUCGGAACGAAGAUGAUCAGCAAAUGGAUGGAUCUGGCUGUCAACAUCUCCAUUGAAGCCGUCAAAACGAUUCGCGUCGAGAAGGCCGGAGUGAGAGAGAUUGAUAUCAAGAGAUACUGCCGUAUCGAGAAGAUCCCAGGAGGCCGUAUCGAAGACUCUCAAGUGAUCAAAGGUGUCGUCCUCAACAAGGACAUUCUCCACGCCAAGAUGCGUCGUCGUAUCGAGAAUCCACGCAUCGUUCUUCUGGAUUGCAAUCUGGAAUACAAGAAGGGAGAAUCGCAGACGUCGUUGGAGAUCAUGCGAGAGGAGGACAUCUCAGCGAUCCUCGAGCAGGAGGAACAGGCGAUUCGUAAGCAGUGUGACGAGAUUAUCGCUCUGAAGCCAGACUUGGUGUUCACCGAGAAAGGAAUUUCCGAUUUGGCCCAACAUUUCCUGUUGAAGGCCGGAAUUACGUGUCUCAGAAGACUCAAAAAGACUGAUAACAACCGCUUAUCACGUGUCUGUGGUGCCCGAAUCGUUCAUGACACUUCUGACUUGCGGGACGAAGACGUUGGAACCCAGGCGGAACUCUUUGAAGUCGUCAAGAUCGCUGAUGAGUAUUACACCUACGUGACGUCGGAGAAGACCACCGCGUGUACGGUUGUGCUUCGUGGACCAUCCAAGGACGUUAUCAAUGAGGUGGAACGCAAUCUGCAAGACUCUCUGCACGUCGUCCGCAACGUGAUGAUCAAUCCAAAGCUGGUGCCAGGAGGCGGAGCUCUCGAGAUGGCGUUGAGCCGUGAAAUCGAAGAGCAGGGCGCCAAAAUGGACGGUGUCAAGAAGUGGCCGUACAAGGCGAUCGGACUGGCGCUGGAAGUGAUUCCACGUACACUGAUUCAGAAUUGCGGUGGAUCCACUAUUCGCAAAAUGACCGAACUUCGUGCCAUCCAUGCACAGGAUGCCAAGAAUUGGACGUUCGGAGUCGAUGGAGUCACUGGAGACUUGGUCGACAUGAACAAACUGGAAAUCUGGGACCCGCUCGCCGUCCGUCUUCAAGUCCUCAAGACCGCCAUCGAGACUUCGGUAAUGCUGCUCCGCAUCGACGACAUCGUCUCGGGAACGAAAAAGGCCGUUGGCGGGGAGAAACAAGAAAUGAUGCCUCAUUAA
Molecule: messenger RNA, 1635 nt
Organism: Caenorhabditis briggsae
Lineage: Eukaryota; Metazoa; Nematoda; Chromadorea; Rhabditida; Rhabditidae
Gene: Cbr-cct-3
Product: Protein CBR-CCT-3
Exons: 8
Coding region: 1-1635 (544 amino acids)
Biological process (GO): protein folding
Cellular component (GO): chaperonin-containing T-complex
Molecular function (GO): ATP-dependent protein folding chaperone; ATP binding; ATP hydrolysis activity
Source: RefSeq, a predicted model, not a curated record